UUAUGGCGUGUCACCGCCAAAACCCCUUCCACUGCGCUUAAGAAGAUAAACCAUGAUGUUGAGAUCUGCCAUCUUCUUCCUUCCAUCUCCCUCCUCCUCCCCCUGCUUCCCUUCUCUCCCACCCAAAUCCCUCAUCAUCUCCCCUCGUGUCCUCCUCUCACUCCGCUCCUUCUGCCAUCAACGGAGGUGGCAGGCCCGCAAGAAACCCCCCUUCUCCCUCUGCCGCAGCACCCAAACCGAUGCCGCCUUUCCCUUCCCUUCUUUCCAGCAUCGGCAGCCACCGGAAGCUGAGGACGAUAAGUGGGACUCCUCCAAGUACGAAGCCCUCCUCCGAGGCGGCGAGCAGGUCACCUCUGUUCUCCAGGACAUGGUCAAUCUGCUGGCUGACAUGGACAUGGACGAGGCUUCGGAGAGGGUGGCGGUGGAGAUCGCGGCCCAGGGUGUGAUCGGUAAGAGGGUCGACGAGAUGGAGUCCGGCUUCAUGAUGGCGAUCGAUUACAUGAUCCAGAUGGCGGAGAAGGAUAAUGAUGACCAGCGCAAGUCACUCUUAGAGGUGGUAAAGCAAACAGUGUUGGACCAUCUAGCCAAGAAGUGUCCGCCACAUGUGCAAGUAAUUGGCCUUCUUUGCCGAACUCCAGAUAAAGAGAGCAGGCAUGAAUUGCUACGACGGGUUGCUGCAGGUGGAGGUGUAUUUAAAAGUGAGAAGGGCCUUAAAGUUCAUCUCCCAGGGGCAAAUCUUAAUGAUAUUGCUAACCAGGCUGAUGAUCUACUAGAGACAAUGGAAUCCAGACCUAGUAUUCCUGAUCGGAAGUUGCUUGCGAGGCUUGUUUUAAUUAGAGAAGAAGCUCGCAAUAUGAUGGGUGGUGGGUUAUUGGAUGAAAGAAAUGAUCGUGGUCUGAAUACUCUACCCGAAGCAGAGGUGAACUUCUUGAGCACGCUGGUUUCCUUGAGACCAGGAAGCACUGUCCAGAAAAUGAUAAGUGAUGUGAUGCAUGGGAAAAAUGAAGGUGCAGACAAUGUUGGUAGUGGGGAUGAAGAUCCUAACAGCGAACAGAAUACUCUUGGUGGUUUUGCAGGAAGGGGAAGUGUCACAGGUCGCAGGCCACGCCCUGUUCGCCCUGGCAUGUUUCUUGAAACCGUUUCUAAGGUCCUGGGUGGAAUCUAUUCAGGGAACGUAUCUGGAAUUACAGCUCAACAUUUAGAAUGGGUUCACCAGAAGACUCUUCAAAUUUUGCAAGAAAUGGCAUUCUAGUUUGCUGUGUCAGUUGAGGCCAAAGAAAAAUGAAAGCAACUACAAAUAUCCAAUUGA
Messenger RNA from Musa acuminata subsp. malaccensis (wild Malaysian banana), 1309 nucleotides. Its product is annotated as protein PEP-RELATED DEVELOPMENT ARRESTED 1 homolog, chloroplastic. The record is from RefSeq and is a predicted model, not a curated record. Gene Ontology annotation, cellular component: chloroplast nucleoid. Gene Ontology annotation, biological process: regulation of DNA-templated transcription. NCBI's taxonomy places the organism in Eukaryota, Viridiplantae, Streptophyta, Magnoliopsida, Zingiberales, Musaceae.